Molecule: messenger RNA, 1735 nt
Organism: Clupea harengus (Atlantic herring)
Lineage: Eukaryota; Metazoa; Chordata; Actinopteri; Clupeiformes; Clupeidae
Source: RefSeq, a predicted model, not a curated record
GCGAUUCAGAACGAGGCUGUGCAUCCAAGUGAACUACUGUGUUUUGAAGAAAAUUGACUUAGCCAAAUACCCUUCGAUUCUUUUUUCAAGAUGGGAUUUGAGAAUGGAAUGGAAAGAAUGAGAGGAAGAAAGAAGAAGAGGGGGAAAAAACUGAUGAAGACAAAAUCUCAAGCACCUUUCGGUCCAUGCAAAUUCGUUUGUGAUUUACUAAUGGUGAACCCAGUAAAAUGUGCAACGAAGAAUGGACAAACUAAUCAACAGAAACCCUUGGUUACUGAAACAUACUUGAGGGGAAAGGACUCAAAGGCCAGUAGGCCUUCCGAAUCCCAGUUAGGGAAUCCAUCCGCAGAUAAAAGUGCCUCAAUUUUAAAAAUCUCGGUCGACCUUUGGCCUGUCUUAGCCACGGCUAUAGAGCCCCUUAAAGUGGAUCAAACUGAAAUCAGUUAUGAUGACCUGAAAAAUGGAGAUGUUGGACUCGGACAAAUGUCGACGGACAAACAACGGACAGUCAGAUCAAUUCCAGUUGCAAAAUUACACCCAUUGGAAUGUAAAUCCAUCAAGAGUGAUGGGCAUAUCUUGCUACCUCCACUGAAUUCCUCUAUUAUUCAGCCAUUUAAUUCUGAUAAAUACUUUAAACAAUAUAGUUCUCUGUCACCCAUUGCCGUCUCAGAGAAGUGCCCUGUGGAUUUUGCUCAUGCUGAAUCAAAACUGGAAGAGGAUCAUGAAGAGCCAGAGCCAAGAUUUCUGAAGACCGAUUCAGUCAGGAAUAUCCUGACCCUAAAUAUGGCAUCGCAGUUGCAGCUUCCUGACAUUUCUGUUCCAAACAUCCAAAUGCUCCUUGAGAGGGUGGAUAGGCAACUGGACAGGGGCAAAGUAAAACUUCCUGAGAUCAAGCUACCCCAAGCUCAAGGGGAAAAGGCUGAGAUGUCAGCCAGGAAAUCUUGCAGUCCUCCUCUCCAUGGGAAGAAUAUGAAUCAGCCCAUUAUCCUCCGUUUUCAUAAGAAAACACAUAAUUUCCCCUGGUUUGUGAACACAUCAAAUCUACAAGGAACCUAUAAAUACACACACCAGCAGCACAAAAACACAUGAAAAAGUAGCACAAGGAAAUGUUUAAAUAUUAAAUAUUUAUUUGUAAAUAUCAUUUUCAUAUAGACAUACUGAUACUGAUAAAUUACUACAUCCACAUUCAAGUAUAGUAUAUUACUAUUUUAACACAUUGUCAUUAUUCAGUACAUUCUAUUUUAUGUCUUCACAUGCUAAUGCAGCUUGACAUGGUAACAGUUUUAUUUAUUUUUCAAAAAAGAGGUGCAGCAUUAUGCAGUGCAUAGGCUUGACCGUUCAUCUGACACCCAUGAAACCAAGAAAAAGCCUUUUCAAAAUAGGUAAAAAAUUAAACAUAUAAAAAAACUGACCUAAUGAAGGCAGUGUCUUGAUGGAGUAGUCUAGUGGAAGAAGUUAUUUACCCAGAUUUUCCCCUUGUAUAUCAUUCAUCAAGACAAUGUAUGAUGUCCAAAUCUUGCCACUUACCAGUUCUGCAUUGAGCUAUAAAGCUGACCGAAACAACUGAUCAUUGACACAAGCUAACAACCACCAUGUAAACUGCUGAACUCAUAUUACCAUUGCCUAGAACUUAUAGUGAGUUAUGAAGUAGUCCAGUAGACUAGAUUUUGUGAUAUCUUACAAUGUGGGAUACUGUGAUUUGUAAAACAAAUGAAAUAAAUGUAGUUAACUUUCA